AUGCUGGCUGUCCUAGCGGAAAAAUUGUCAACCGAUUUGGCUAGGGACACAGAGGCACUUUUGUUGAUAACCAAGGGCAAGACGAGAAGUGUGGUUGAACUCUGUCAUCAAGCUAGGACAAAUCAUUUUAAGAACUGGGGUAGCUAUAGAAGUACACAACCUUUUAUUUCAUUACAGGUCCGUCCAGCCAUCUCAGUAGCUACCCAAACUGCUGUCUCCACCUCAGUAGCAUCACACUCACAUGGUCCACUUCAGCGCCCUCAGGUGAAGCAACGUCCACGGACCCAGGUUAAUCGUCAGCCUUCUACUGGCGGAACUGUAACUCAGACUCCUGUGCCUACUCAAACGGCUAACACACAAACACAGACGCAACCCACACAGCACCAGAAGGCUGAUGCGGCAAAUCAGACCAAGCCGACCUCUGAAGUACGUGCUCCGGCGAGUACACAGAAUAAGUCUACAGCAACAGAAACUAAGCAACAAGCAGCACAAGUCAGGCCAAACCAUAUUUCUGUUGUACCCAUAACAACUGCCCCCAAAACUGCCACUACAGCCACUAACACUGUUUCAACAGCAACAAGCAUGUCUGUUAUACCAACUAAGGAAAAAAAAGAAGAGACCAAAAUGGAUACCAAACAAGAAACAACAGCGCCAUUGCCAGUACCUGCAACUAAUGGAAAUCAUGAAACCCCACCCCCAGAAAAGAAAGAGGAAAGUGUUAAGAACAAGAUUCAAGAACCACCACCUCCACCUCCAGAACCUAUGAAAGAAAAGCAGCUUCAAAAGGCAAUUGUAAAACCACAUGUUUUAACUCAUGUAAUUGAAGGAUAUGUUAUCCAGGAAGGACCAGAUCCGUUCCCAGUAAGUAACUCAAAUUUUCCAAAGUAA
Molecule: messenger RNA, 888 nt
Organism: Limulus polyphemus (Atlantic horseshoe crab)
Lineage: Eukaryota; Metazoa; Arthropoda; Merostomata; Xiphosura; Limulidae
Product: polyhomeotic-like protein 3
Exons: 3
Coding region: 1-888 (295 amino acids)
Source: RefSeq, a predicted model, not a curated record